Molecule: messenger RNA, 2482 nt
Organism: Antechinus flavipes (yellow-footed antechinus)
Lineage: Eukaryota; Metazoa; Chordata; Mammalia; Dasyuromorphia; Dasyuridae
Gene: CXXC1
Product: CXXC finger protein 1
Exons: 15
Coding region: 212-2098 (628 amino acids)
Biological process (GO): positive regulation of DNA-templated transcription
Cellular component (GO): Set1C/COMPASS complex
Molecular function (GO): DNA binding; zinc ion binding
Source: RefSeq, a predicted model, not a curated record
GGCAGUGCGCCUGCGCGUUGCCAGGGUCACUACCUAGAUGAAGCCAGGGAACUCGCUGGCUUCGGAGGCCGUAUUGAGUCUGCGCAGGGCACGGGUAUCGAAGGCCUAAAAGGCCUGGAAGGAACCGGAAGCGGAAGUUAAUCCGGGGACAACUCUCGCUCAGAGAGCUCCCGUUUUUGUCUCGAAGGAGUCUCGAGAUCCCGGCGCCGCCAUGGAGGAGAGCGAGUUUUCAGACCCAGAGCCCGAGGCUGCCGGAGAGGCAGAGGAAGAAACGAAGUCGGAUAAUGGAGAGAACGCACCCAUCUACUGUGUUUGCCGGAAGCCUGAUAUCAACUGCUUCAUGAUCGGCUGUGACAACUGUAAUGAGUGGUUUCAUGGUGACUGCAUCAAGAUCACAGAGAAGAUGGCAAAGGCCAUACGGGAGUGGUACUGCAUGGAUUGCCGCGAAAAGGACCCGAAGUUGGAGAUCAGAUACCGCCACAAAAAGCCGGGCCGUGAGCGUGAGGGGGAGCACGAGGGCGAAUCCAGAGAUGAUGCAAGCACCCCACGGAGGAAAGCUGGUCCCGAUCUCCUUGUAGAUCCCAUGCCAAGUGGAUCCAUGUCCAUGGGCAAGGGCUUCGGUUCUCCUCAUAAGGUUCCUCCUCCACCAGCACCUGGGCCUGUCCGGGAAGUGCAUAGUCAGAUCAAACGGUCAGCUCGGAUGUGUGGGGAGUGUGAGGCCUGCCGACGGACUGAGGAUUGUGGCCACUGUGACUUCUGCCGGGACAUGAAGAAAUUUGGGGGCCCCAACAAAAUCCGACAGAAGUGCCGCCUGCGUCAGUGCCAGCUGCGGGCCCGGGAAUCCUAUAAGUAUUUCCCUUCCUCGGUGAGUCUGGCAUCAGCCGUGAAACUUCUUCGGACACGGGAAGAACAUUUCCAGAUGUUAAAAGAGCCGCCAGAGGCUGUGGCCACGCCUGAGGCGCUCUCUGAUGACGACCUGCCUCUGGAUCCCGAGCUCUACCAGGAUUUCUGUGCUGGCGCCUUUGAUGACCAUACUUUGCCAUGGUUGAGUGACCCUGAGGAUGCCCCUUUCCUGGACCCAGCUCUUCGGAAACGUGCAGUGAAAGUAAAACAUGUCAAGCGGCGGGAGAAGAAGUCGGAGAAGAAGAAGGAAGAGAAGUAUAAACGUCAUCGGCAGAAGCAGAGGCACAAAGAUAAGUGGAAACACCCUGAACGCCCAGAUGUCAAGGACCCAGCCUCCUUGCCCCAGUGCCUGGGCCCCAGCUGUGUCCAGCCUGCCCAGCCAGGUUCCAAGUACUGCUCUGAUGACUGUGGCAUGAAGCUGGCUGCCAAUCGAAUCUAUGAAAUCCUACCCCAGAGAAUUCAGCAGUGGCAGCAGAGCCCAUGUAUUGCGGAAGAACAUGGGAAGAAGCUUCUGGAGCGGAUCCGAAGGGAGCAGCAGGGGGCUCGGAUGCGCCUGCAAGAUAUGGAACGGCGCUUUCACGAGCUGGAGGCUGUCAUCCUUAGGGCCAAGCAGCAGGUGGUACGAGAGGAUGAAGAGAGUAAUGAGGGAGACAGUGAAGACACAGACCUACAGAUCUUUUGUGUCUCCUGUGGCCACCCCAUCAACCCCAAGGUAGCGUUGAGACACAUGGAGCGUUGCUAUGCCAAGUAUGAGAGCCAGACAUCCUUCGGAUCCAUGUACCCCACCAGAAUUGAGGGGGCCACUCGACUCUUCUGUGACGUCUACAACCCACAGAGUAAGACAUAUUGCAAACGCCUGCAGGUACUAUGCCCUGAGCACUCCAGGGACCCUAAGGUGCCAGCCGAUGAAGUGUGUGGCUGCCCCUUGGUACGGGACGUGUUUGAGCUGACUGGGGACUUCUGCCGCCUGCCCAAACGACAGUGCAAUCGGCACUACUGCUGGGAGAAACUUCGGAGAGCUGAGGUGGACCUGGAGCGAGUGCGAGUGUGGUACAAGCUGGAUGAACUGUUUGAGCAGGAGCGAAAUGUUCGAAUGGCCAUGACCAACCGGGCCGGCCUGCUGGCGCUGAUGCUGCACCAGACCAUCCAGCACGACCCCCUCACCACCGACCUGCGGACCAACGCCGACCGCUGAGUCGGCCCCAUGGCCCGGAAGGGUAGAGGGGUAGUGACCGACCCUCCCUUCCUUCAGCUCUGCUGCCUUCCUCUCUUCAAGUGUUCAAUUGUGCCCCCAUGCCUUCCUUGGCCUGUGGGGCCCUGCAACUAGUGUUCUCCUUUGGUGGACCUGCCCUCCCACCAAAUCCCUGUUUGUUUGCUUCUGUCAUUUGUCUGCCCCUGUUCCACCUGCCCUGAGCCUUUGCUCUGUUCCUGCUAGCCAUCCCUUCCCGACCUCAGUAAUCCGCACUUUCUAAUGACUGAGGCCCUAGAGGGGAAUCCAGCAAGAAUUUGGGGGGAUCUGGGGCUGAGCCUCCAACGUUGUUCACAAUAAAGUUUGGGAAAAAAAAGUGGUUGGCUUCCU